UGAAAAAAGUAAUAAAUAAUAAAAAUUUACGCAUGUAGUAAGAGUAGUCAAGCCAUUUAACAAUUAAUCACUUCUAACUAAUAAAGGUAAUAGGGAAAGGAUCGUAUGCAAAAGUACUUUUAGUAAGAAAGAACGAUACAGGGAAAUUAUAUGCAAUAAAGGCUUUGAAAAAGAAGUACAUUCAAUAGAAGAGAUAGGAGGUAUGGAAUAAUAAUAUAAAAAUAAAAUAGGAACAUAUAAUGGUUGAAAGAAAUGUGUUGGUUUCAGCAAAUCAUCCCUUUAUAAUAAAAUUGGCAUUUUCAUUUUAAAAUGAGAGAAAAUUAUACUUUGUUUUAGAAUAUUGUCCAGGCGGAGAAUUGUUCAAUUUAUUGUAGAAGAAAAAGAAAUUGACAGAAGAUUAGUAAGAGAAUAAAUAUUUUUUAAAGAUGUCGAUUCUAUGUCUGUUAAAUGAUAUUGGCAAUAGAAUACUUACAUGAAAAUAAUAUAAUUUAUAGAGAGUAAGAUAUAAAUGUUUAAAAAUUUAGUUUGAAACCUGAGAAUGUGAUUUUGGAUGCAGAUGGGUAUAUAAGAAUAACAGAUUUUGGAUUAUCUAAAAAGAAUGUAAAAUAAGAUAAAGAUGCAUAUUCAGUAUGUGGAACACCUGAAUAUUUGGCUCCUGAAAUAUUAAUGAAAUAAGGACAUGGUAAACCAGUAGAUUGGUGGACAUUGGGAUGUAUUAUUUUUGAAAUGAUAACUGGAAUGCCACCUUAUUAUUCGAAUUAAAGGAGCGAAUUAUUUGAAUAAAUUAAAUUCUCAUUUCCUAAAUAUCCAUAGAGUUUAAGUUCUGUUUUAAAGAAUCUAUUAGAAGGUUUAUUUUAAAAAUAACCAGAAAGUAUUAAAAUAAUUUAAAUAUAUUUAGAACGAUUGGGAUACAAUGGAGCAUAAGAAAUUAAAUCACAUCCAUGGUUUGAAAAAGUAAAUUGGGAUUACAUAUUAUAAAAAAAAGUAGAAGCACCAUUUAGACCUAAAUUGACAAGUGAAGAGGAUACUUCUAAUUUUGAUUCAGUAUUUUAUAUAAAUUAAUGUACUUAAUAGGAAUUCACUGAGUGUACUAUAGCUUCAUUUGAUACUGCAAGUUCAGAAGGUAGAAUUUAUUACGAUUUUUCAUAUGGUGGAAGCAUGAUUAAGGAGUGAAUAUAAAUAAGAAU
Molecule: messenger RNA, 1187 nt
Organism: Paramecium sonneborni
Lineage: Eukaryota; Ciliophora; Oligohymenophorea; Peniculida; Parameciidae
Source: the annotation of a GenBank genome assembly